Messenger RNA from Mercenaria mercenaria, 3861 nucleotides. Its product is annotated as neuropeptide Y receptor type 6-like. NCBI's taxonomy places the organism in Eukaryota, Metazoa, Mollusca, Bivalvia, Venerida, Veneridae. Gene Ontology annotation, cellular component: plasma membrane. Bases 37 to 1281 code for a protein of 414 amino acids. Gene Ontology annotation, biological process: G protein-coupled receptor signaling pathway. Gene Ontology annotation, molecular function: G protein-coupled receptor activity. The transcript has a single exon. The record is from RefSeq and is a predicted model, not a curated record.
UCGGAUAGUUAACUGGAUAAACCAUUCUAUUUGAAAAUGUCUAAUAACACGACAUUUGGUUCCGAAGGCAAUAUAACCGUGCCCGAACAAGAAUCGAAUGUGCCAUGUGGUCCCCCGCCGGGCUGGACAGGACCCCCGCCUCCAGGAGUUUACGCAAAUGCUGCAAAUUCUUUGAUGAAAAUAAUUCCGCCUAUUAUCAUUUUAGUUGGUACGUUUGGAAAUACAUUAACAGUAAUUGUUUUAUUUCGGCAAAUGAGAAAACUGUCUUCUACAGCAAUGUUCCUUUUGGCUUUGGCAUUCUCUGAUAAUUUGUUCCUCUUCAAUGCGCCAUUGAGAAGAUGGAUUAUAGCUGUAUGGAACGAAGAUAUUAGACACCGAAGUGAAAUCGGUUGCAAGUUUUCAGUAUAUCUAACAUAUACCAGCAGUCAGUUUUCAUCGUGGACGUUGGUCGCAGUAACUGUUGAACGAUUAGUUAGUGUGGUUUGGCCGCACAGAGUCAGGCUAGAUUGUACACCGAGAAUCUCUUGCAUAUUUAUAACAGUUAUAUUUUUGAUUGUCUUUGGACUUAACACGCACAUUUUCUAUGGCUUCGGGCAAUCAUCAUUACCAGUGUACAUUGGACAAGGCUUUUGUGAACCUAUCUAUGAGGGUUAUCGUACGUUUUGGACUAAAACGUAUGCUUGGAUCGACUUUACAGUAGUUUAUGCUGUACCCUUUGGUAUACUAGCAGUCGCAAAUUCCGUCAUCGUUUACUAUCUAAGGAAAACAAAUGCCGAAAGGGAAAGGAUGAGUGACAGAUCGAAUACUACGGAAACUAAAAUGGUGACAAUAAUGUUGGUAUUACUGAGCAUUGUUUUCUUUUUAUGCCUGACACCAGUUUCAAUUUAUUUCAUUUAUUUACCAUACUGGGCAGAAGACAAUUUCCAAUGGCUUUGUAUCAAUGUAUAUGAAUAUAUAAGGCUGUCAGAGAUCACUCAUUUCGUGUUUGUGAUUACAAAUUUGCUGGGCUAUGUUAACGCUUCAUUCAAUUUUGUUCUUUAUAUCAUCAGUGGAUCAAAAUAUCGCUCAGAAAUAAAAGCUUUGCUGCUGUGUCGACCUUCUGCAAAAGCAGGAGUGUUCGGAGGCAGCUCCUCUAGUUCUCAGCGUAGAACAAUUUACUCGUCCGUAUCAACUGUUCGAGCGUACAGGGGAAAAUCACAAACAGACGUAGGAAUGGAAGGAGAUGGAGACCAAAAAGGAGAAUGCGAGUGUCCUCCCCUUGGUAGUGCUAACCAUAUAUAAGACAUUACGUAAUAUAAAACUAUAGUAAUGUAAGAUGUGUAUAAAGAUAGAAUGAACAUCAACACCCAAAGCUGGAAUUUAACAACACUGUUCAGACUGAUAGACAUGCCAGACUUAAAGAUGCAACCUUCAGCAAAACCAAGACCGCACAUCCCUGAAGAGAUAUCGAUAGCUCAAAACUUAUUUAAGUAUUAAAAACGAUAUAUAACGACCAUAUUAACGCGUAUAAAUAAUGAAUAACUUACAUACAUGUACAGCGGGCAAAAACCAAUUCAUGUACGUUUCUCAUCAUAUACAUGUAGGAAAAAUAUUGAGCACAAAGUUUUAAAAGUCAUUCCACCAGCGCAAUGAAUGACUUGAAGGUAGUUCUGCAUGUUCGAUAAACCGGAAGUAAUCACAUAUCGUCAUUUAUCCGGAUAACAUAGAGUAAAGCAUUGAGUCGGAAUAUGGAAAUAAAUAUCAUUUUAUGAAUAACAUGCAAGCCAUGAGUAACUUUAUUAAAACGGCAACUUUACUGUCCCUUUAAAGAUGAAAUCUUAUAUUAAACAAGUGACGCAGUGGCAAUACAGAAGUCCCCUACCGGUGGAAAACUCAAAAGUGACAUUGACCUAUGACCGACAACCAUGAGUCAUGUGCGCGACACAUAGUCAUGGGAACAUUUCGUAGUAGUAAUAAAAAUUCCUUCAAUGCAAUUAAAUGUUAUGGAGUGGAAAUAAAUUUUCACUUGAACUUAAACAGUGACCAUGACCUUUAACCGACACGCAUGGAUCAUAUGUUUACACAUUGUCUUAUCACGGGGAACAUUUGUGUGUAGCACUAAGAUAAUCCAUCAAAGCAUAUAAAAAUUAUGGAGCGGACACCUUCCAUCGUGACCUUGACCUUUGACUUACAAGCAUAAAACAUGUACUGUGUAAUCUACAUAUUGCCCUCUAUUCACAUACCAAGUUUUAUGGACCUAACUUGAACACUUUUUGAGUAAUCACAGAAUCCAGAUUUACGGACGGACAGAAGGUCGGAAGGCACUCCUAUAGUCCCCUCCGAUGUUCCACCGGUAGGAGAAUAAAAACGUUAGACAUGUUAAAUAAGUACUAAUUAUGUCUUAAAAUGGUAUUGAAAUGUACGUAUCUCGUUAAUAAUGUGCAAAUAUCUAAAUCAAACAAGCACACGAAUCUACACGUUUUAUUCCAAAGAUUAUAUUGUAGACCAUACAUGUAUGUUUAUUAACGAUUAUGCAGAAAAAUUUCUGUUCGCGAAAAACAUAUCAAAAUUAUGAUUUUUUUUCACAAUUUCCAUUGUUAAAACUUGCGUGAGGCUCAAAUUUUUCGAAUAAGUCUAGCAAAAAAUUAAGAAUGCGACCCUAUAUUUUUACAUUUUCCAAAUGUUCUAAGGAUAUUCUGAAGAGUUGAACAAUUAUGGUUUCAACAAGUAAAAUUUGAUCCAAACGGGCAGAACUACCUUAAUCACGCAAGAUCCUUUAAAAAACAUUUCACAAACAACUGGUUAUAAUUCUUGCUUUUAAUCUGUUUAAAGGUUUCAUGUUUUUUGUGUGUGCGGAUGGUUGCUUUAUUUUGCAAGAUCAAUGUGCAAGUGAGACAUUAUUCCAAUGGUCCCUAGAGUGGUAGUCCAACAUUUUAGGACUUUAGGGUAUCUGAAAUUAUCUUGAUUUUAUGGCCAAAAUAUAUUUAACUUUGUGUUCAGUUCUGACCCAUGAACAAUUUUUACAAUAUGUUUUCCAUAAUCAUGCAAUGUUUUAAAUGGAAAUGUUGUUGUUGUUGUUUUUUUGCUAAUCAUGUUAUCCUGAUAGAGUUAAAACUUUGGAGCUGAGAAAACAACUAGGCAAUACCGUGUGUGUGUUCUCAACUCUUCUUCAGUCACUAGCAUGAAGUGUUUUGGGACAUUACCUUCAUUGUAAGUGUUCACGUGUUUAUGUAUAUAUGCAUGAUGUCGAACAUUUUGUUUGUAGUGUCAGUGGUUUCUAGCUCUAUUAAACUCUAAGUAAACUUACCAGUGUUCGUAUUCUUGAAAGACUAUGCGAAAUGCGGAUCACUUUUUGUAGUAUAAUUAUUUGUAAGUCAUACAGUCGACAUAGGGUAAAGGUUUGAAGAUGGCUCUAUUACCAUAUUGGUUCAGCUGUAACAGAUCACCAAAUGCUAGAAUCUGUAAAUGUAAAAAGGGAAUACAUAGUAUUUUGGAAGGAUGUCUUGAAGAGUCAAAGGUAAAUUACACAUUUUUUUUUUUGCUCCAAAUACAGGCAUUUCAUCAACAAUUGUAUAAUUGUUUUAUAUUUCCUAAACAAACAUUUGUUUUGACCUUUCUUUGUCCGGUAGGUCCAUAACUUAAAAGUGUGUAGGACUUGUAUUUGUAUUUCAUUGCUCUUAUAUAUACUGUAUUAAUUUAGAUAUAUGUGCCCAAAUUCUUGUGGUGUUUGCUUCGUACAAAACGAUAUAUGGAUAUACACCGCUAUAAAAAUGGUCUGGGAUGCUAGGUUCUUAAAACGUAGUUAUACUUACUGCGUCUUUGUCUUUGAUCCUUGUUUUCAUACCGGGAAAGGUUAAAAUUAAAAUGUCCGCUUCCCGCUUC